Cyphellophora attinorum is the source of this 2313-nucleotide messenger RNA. RefSeq lists its product as uncharacterized. NCBI's taxonomy places the organism in Eukaryota, Fungi, Ascomycota, Eurotiomycetes, Chaetothyriales, Cyphellophoraceae. The coding region runs from base 1 to 2313 and encodes 770 amino acids. The transcript has a single exon. The record is from RefSeq and is a predicted model, not a curated record.
AUGGACGGCCAACCGCCCAAGAAGAAGUCGCGCUUCUUCUCAGAUGGCAAAGAGCUCUUCAACUCUCUCAUACACCACGGCAAAACCCACAACAAGAAACCGAGCAAAAAGAACAAUAACAGCCAUCAAGCCAGUCACGGACUCACACCGAUUGACUUGACUGCUGCGACCCGUCACAAUGCCACGACCAAUGGCACACAGGAAGAGACCCGUAUCACACCGACUGCGACAGCCUUCCAAGGAUUGACUUUCGAUGAGAAGGACUCACGGCGACAGGGAGUCUACGGCACGGAGGACUUGCUUGAGCAGGCUAAACAGCGACAGGUUCAGGCUGCCGGACAGGAGAAUGCAGUCGCAAGGCAGAUUGCUUCACCGCUGCCAUGGCAAACUACAGCUACUCCGGCUCAAGCCUCUCUUCAAGAUUCUCGAUCAUUCAAUGCUAGUGUUCAAGCAGCUGGGCAGUCCUCAUUCACUUUUCGUGCACCACUCCAGCCUGCGCCACAGUAUCAGCAAUCUGAUCAAGCAUCUCGGCCUCGAAUCUUCAAUCUAACACCUGCUGAUCCUAGAAAUGGCCUCGUCCGUACACCCAGUCUCUCCGAUCUUCAAGUCCGCAAGCUUCGGAGCAGUGCACUUCCUCCCAUUCCUCAGAGUCCAGCCACGCCCAAUUUCCCUGGUCCGAUCGGAAAGCCGCCAGCCUCAUCUCAGGAGGUCGCAAAGCAAUCGCUUCCACAACCACCUCACCCCUCCCUUAUUGACACCGACCGAGACGCUCACGGCCGCCGCGUGCCCUCCUUCACUUCCAAAGCCACACUCACCAAACCUCCGACCAGCACAACAACGCCACCCGCCACUCCUCGCCUCCGACCUGCCACACCACGCCUCCCCUCCAUUCCCGAGAACGCCCUAACAUCACCCAAUCGCCUUCGCCGCGCCGCCAGCUACGCCAAAUCCCUCAAGCGUAAACGCGGUCCAGACUCGAUCACCAUGCCCGCUCCGGCCUACAUCUACGUCCGCACCAACAACCCCGACUUCACUGUCUUCCAAGGCUUCCUGCUCUAUCCUGAGUUGUGCUUCCAACUUGCUGCGACUCUACCGCUGGAGGAUCUGGUGAGCUUGUACGCUAUCAGUCGGGAUUUUCAUACAAUUAUCGACACACGGUUUACUACUGUAGUGUUGUCACAAGCGUUGAGACAGGCGCCAGAUUCCGCGAGGAUCUUCCCGUUCAGGAGCUACGCGUCUCUUUGCCGGAAGGAUCCUGCUGCGAGAAUCCCACAUCCGGAUCCAGUCAAGGCCGCGGCGGGUGUGACGCGGUAUGUGCCAAGUUUCCGCUGGUUGCGGAUGGUGCUGUAUCGCGAAACAGCUGUCAAGGAAAUCAUGGAGUUGUUCCGAGCUCGAGGCAUCCCGCUGCCGAGGCGGUGUGAAAUUGUGUUGAAGAAGAUCUGGUUUCUGAUGGAUAUUCCGGAUAAUGCGAGGCGAAUUGGAUAUGUGCAUAAUGUGGUAUUGUUAAAUGAGUUGGAUCUGUACUUCGGGUGCUGCUUCUUUGUGAAGCUGGAUAUGCUCUUCACCAAUCCACUUGCUCGGGAGCGUCGUGUGGAAGGACGGCGGAUCGUCAUGUCCUGGGAGACUGGACUGAGCAUGCUUCUAAAAGUGCUGAAGGGUGAGGCGAUGAGUACGAGGUUCGAGAUGAUGAAGGCAUGGGUGGAGUGGAAGUAUGAGCCAGGGCCCGGAGAAGAGCCCGAAGUUGAUAGCGAAAACUCCUGGGAGGUUCACACCAUCGCUAAUCAGUCGGGUGCGGGCGCUGUUGAUGCCAUCAAUGGAAAGGAGAGACUAUUCGGAGUUCCGCAGCGCAACUGGGGUCGCAUGCGUAGGGAAUUCUGGGGUCGUAAGGUCAGCACUACUCAAACCCUCACGGACAGCAAUGGCAAAUCGAUCAAGACGUUGGUGCCGGUCAAGGACCUCCCGAUUUUGCUAAGGCCGGACCAGCUGUUUCCGAGGGAGGCAGUCAGAAGAGGAUUGCAUUUUGGAGGGCAUUAUAUCCGGUUCAUGCUGUAUGGGUAUGUGCAUCCUGGGACGAUGGAGGAUCUUGGUGACCCGAGGAUGACGAGUGAGAGUGACCUCGAAGACGAAGACAUGGUGGAGCUAGGGGGAGGGAUUGGUGCCUUGGAUCUGCGUGGAGGAAAUCGGAACAGAGGCGUGGUGAUGGAUGACGUGGGAGCGGGAGAGACGGCGGGAAGGCUCGAUGAGGCAAGACUGCUAGGUAGCUUGUAUGCUGCCAGCGAAGCCGAGAGAAGGGGUCUGCGCGACUUCUCAUGA